UGACGCUUUAUUAUUGUGCUGACUUUGGAUAAUAGAUAUGUAUUGGCUGUUGUUGGUAAAAGCCAUGUUAUUCAAUAAAAGCUUAGAUGGUAACAUCUAUCAGGGGCUGAGGAGGACGGUGAACUAUGAAAUAAUAAAAGUUUGUUGAAAACUAUGAGCCGGGGAACAUUGUUCUAAGUCAAACCUCCUUUGAAUUCAAUGAAGCUACAGCAGGAAUAUACUCAUCUACAACCUCUUGGAUUCGUGGGCUAGAAACACUGUAAAUGAAACAUCACCCAUCCUGAUCUUUUUACACGGACAUAAGGCUUAUAACCAGUCCAGGAAGUUUAAAACUGAUCCUUCUUUGGAGGAGUUGUCUCCAGUCUUCUGUACCUUUUAAUGUUAGGCUUGGCUAUUACAUAUACUGUCUCAGAACUGGAGAAUACAGUGGUAGUCUAGUGAACCUCAGCUGAAAACUUUGAAAUUGUAGGAGAACAUUAAAAGGGUGGAAAAAAGCCAAGUAGCAGCACAUGAAAGGAGGGUGGUGGUGAUGGUGGGAGGACUUUGAAAAUGUCUCACUUAUAUUUUUUUCCCCUCCCUCUCCCCCGGUGGACUAUUGCCGAAUUCAUCAGUUGUAUCCUCGUAGGUGAGCUGCACGUUUACUGCACGUUCUGCACCAGGAAUGCGUUUUCUGUCCCAUUGUGUGAUUUUUUUUUUUUUCGAGCAGCUUUUCACUCCACACCAAUAUCACUUUCUGCAGCUAAACCAAACCCAUAGACAAUUCACAGUUUUUUUUGUGUGUGUGUGUGGUGCACAAUAAUCUUUUUAUUAGGAUGUUCGAUUGGGGACUAAAGUAAUAUAAAGAAAGAAUACUUGUGUUCUGUGCUAAAAACUAGCAUUUUAAGACUUUUCUUCCAGGAGUUCACGAACAGUUUAUUUGGAAAAAUAUUCCUCUGAGACAAUUGAACUGGACCAGACUUUCAUAGAACUGAAUAUCUAGUAUGUGUGGUGUUCCUAGUAAGAUAAAUGUAGGCAUGUGUUUAGCUUUCUCCUCCCAGCAGUGAGAUGUGACUGCAAGUUGCAGAGAAAGAUGGAUGAGGAAGGCUGCCCUGCAGACGGGGUGUUCCAGGACUGUGAGCUUGUUAGUCAGAGUUGUGCGCUUUGGAAAUGUUCACUGGUGAGCUGUGUAAUGAACUCCAGAUGCCAAGUGCAUCCAGUGUUAUCUCUCAGUAAAAGUUUUUUGCUAGUAGCUUAAUGUAUAGGCAUGCAUUAUGUGUGUAGAGUAUAUGAAUAAGGCAUGCUGUACUGUGCGCACACAUUCUAAUAAGUAACUUCUGGAAUAUGACCAAAAAAAAACCCCUUCUACAUGCCAAACUUUCAGACAUAUGAAGGCUUUUUCCAUGGUCUGUCAGUAGCUGUAUUUAGAAACAUUCUCCUUUUUUCUUUUUCUAAUUUUAAAUGUGGAAAACAGAAUUGUGGGCUUAAGCUAAGUAUUCUUCCACUGUGUAACCUGUGGAUUCUUAAAUGUUAGUUGGUAAGGAGUGUUCUGGGCAACAAUCCUUUGCAAAUCUGAAACUUGGAACCAUAUUAUGAGGGGUUAUACGUUAUUUGUUUUUGAGCAUCUGAGAUUCUGACAGAUUUAUUCUUUAAGAUAGAAUACAACAGUGUCAAGCCUUCAAGCUGCAAUACCAAAAGCCCACUGCUGGCACUGAUUAGCAAGACUAGAUGUGGAACUUUGUCAGUGACAGUGUAGGAAGUAGUGAUACUUAAUCUACCAGGAAGGUUUCUUGGCUGUCUUCUUGUAGAAGUUUUGAGCUUAAGCUCCUGUUUUUUGAAGUAUCUCAGCAAAAUCUGAUUUAUGAAGCAUAUUUGUCAGCUGUAGCUCUCUUGCUUUGGAGGUUACGGCUGCUUCCACCAAGUCCAGUGCAUUAGCAUAUUCAGCUAAAUAGCUUCUAGCUGCAUGGUGUGAGUAUUAAGUGCAUUAAAGCUGCUUUAGGGGCCUAGUGAAUUGAAUUAUAUAAAUAUGUUUUCACUUAAACUUCAUUUGUGGAAGUUAGGACUGAUGGUUUCCCCUUUGUAGCCUCUGCUUCUCUACUGACUUGUUAAAUCGUGAAGGUGAGAAUGUUUGCAGCUAAUUAGAAGUUCACGGGUAGUGGUUGCUGAUGUUUAAAUCUUUGUAAUGAAGGUUACAUUAUUGAUGCUCUCUUUCUGCCUUCCCCAUCAAAUUUAGUGUUGUUGGGAUCCAGUUAUCUGAGAGUCUUUCACCUGGUUGUGGAAAAGCAUAUAGAAACUAAUCUCUGAGAUGUUUAAAAGCAAAUAAACAAAACCAACAUAAACCAGAGGGGAAACAACAUCUUUUACUUUUUAAAAAAGAUGUGAAAGCUAGCUGUGAUUUCUGGAUGCCCAUCUCCAUACAGACGAGUCAUGAGAACUGAGGGAUGUGACCAGCUCUAGCCUUCUCCUUUCCUCACAGUGCUGUAUUGCUGUAAAGCCCUGAGCUGGUGUUCUCUUACACCUUUUUCUACCUUGAUGUGGUUCAGGAGACUGAGUCACUUUCAAACUGUGGUUUACCAACACCUAUGUUACACUAAGGACACUUUCUUACUGAGGAAUGAAGAGGAGGCUUGGUAGCAGAAAUUUCUGUAAACUUCUGAUAUUUGUGUAGCAAAGCAUAGUCUUAGUUUUAUUUUUAACCAAACAAUUGAACAGAUUCAGACCGACUUCUUUCUAGAGGAAAAAGAAGUCAGACUCUUUUGAUCUCUUUCCUCCUUGUGCCUUAGUUGAGUUGAAGUGUUGACCUCUCCUGCGUAGCAACAGUUUGUAGUCACAAACAGAGGUCUGGAACUUCACUGCAGGGUGGUGAGGGAAGAGUGUUCCAGUAUGAGUACAUGUGCCAGAAUAGGAGAGGGAAAUGUGACUGCUGCACAGUUCCAAGGACUGAACCCUACUUUCAAGGUUUUCUCCUACACACUGGCUCUGUUGUGAGAGAACAGGGGGAACUAGAGAGGCAGUUACUCCAGGCUAAUCCCAUCCUGGAGGCCUUUGGAAAUGCCAAGACAGUAAAGAAUGACAACUCCUCAAGAUUUGGCAAGUUCAUCAGAAUCAACUUUGAUGUCAACGGUUACAUUGUUGGUGCCAAUAUAGAGACCUAUCUACUGGAGAAGUCACGUGCAAUUCGUCAAGCCAAAGAGGAGAGAACCUUUCACAUCUUCUACUACCUACUGUCUGGAGCAGGAGAACAUUUGAAGACUGAUCUACUUCUGGAGCCUUACAACAAAUACCGCUUCCUUUCCAAUGGGCAUGUCACGAUCCCAGGUCAGCAAGACAAAGAUAUGUUUCAAGAGACCAUGGAAGCUAUGAGGAUCAUGGGCAUCCCAGAUGAGGAACAAAUAGGUCUUCUGAAGGUUAUCUCAGGUGUUCUUCAGCUUGGCAACAUAGUCUUCAAGAAGGAGCGCAACACAGACCAAGCCUCUAUGCCGGACAAUACAGCUGCUCAAAAAGUGUCUCAUCUUCUGGGUAUCAAUGUGACAGACUUCACCAGAGGUAUUCUGACUCCUCGCAUCAAAGUUGGGCGAGAUUAUGUCCAGAAAGCUCAGACCAAAGAACAGGCUGACUUUGCCAUUGAGGCUCUGGCUAAAGCCACUUAUGAACGGAUGUUCCGGUGGCUGGUUAUGCGCAUCAACAAGGCGUUGGAUAAGACCAAGCGACAGGGUGCAUCCUUCAUUGGAAUCCUUGACAUUGCUGGUUUUGAGAUUUUUGAGCUGAACUCCUUUGAGCAGUUGUGUAUUAAUUACACAAAUGAAAAGUUGCAGCAGCUCUUUAACCACACCAUGUUCAUUCUGGAGCAAGAAGAGUACCAGAGGGAGGGCAUAGAGUGGAAUUUCAUUGACUUUGGCCUGGACUUGCAGCCCUGCAUUGACCUCAUAGAGAAGCCGGCUGGCCCCCCUGGUAUACUGGCCCUGCUGGAUGAAGAGUGCUGGUUCCCAAAAGCAACAGACAAAAGCUUUGUGGAAAAAGUUGUACAAGAACAAGGCACCCACCCCAAAUUUCAGAAGCCAAAACAGCUGAAAGACAAAGCUGACUUCUGUAUCAUACAUUAUGCUGGCAAGGUGGAUUAUAAAGCAGAUGAGUGGCUGAUGAAGAACAUGGAUCCACUGAAUGAUAACAUUGCUACUCUUCUUCAUCAGUCGUCGGAUAAGUUUGUGUCUGAGUUGUGGAAAGAUGUUGAUCGUAUUGUUGGGCUGGAUCAGGUAGCUGGCAUGUCAGAAACAGCGUUGCCAGGAGCCUUUAAAACCAGGAAGGGUAUGUUCCGAACAGUGGGACAACUUUACAAAGAACAACUGGCUAAACUGAUGGCCACCCUGAGAAACACCAACCCCAACUUCGUCCGUUGCAUUAUCCCCAACCACGAGAAAAAGGCUGGAAAGCUUGACCCCCACUUGGUCCUUGAUCAACUUCGCUGCAACGGAGUGCUGGAGGGAAUCCGUAUUUGUCGUCAAGGUUUCCCCAACAGAGUUGUAUUCCAGGAAUUCAGACAAAGAUAUGAAAUCUUAACUCCAAAUGCAAUUCCCAAGGGAUUUAUGGAUGGAAAACAAGCCUGUGUGCUGAUGAUCAAAGCAUUGGAGCUGGAUUCUAACCUUUACCGAAUUGGACAGAGUAAAGUGUUCUUCAGAGCUGGAGUCCUUGCUCAUCUUGAAGAAGAGAGAGAUCUGAAAAUCACAGAUGUCAUUAUAGGCUUCCAAGCAUGCUGCAGAGGCUACCUGGCCAGAAAAGCUUUUGCCAAGCGCCAACAGCAGCUGACAGCCAUGAAGGUGCUCCAGAGGAACUGUGCUGCCUACUUGAAACUGCGGAACUGGCAGUGGUGGAGGUUGUUCACCAAGGUGAAGCCCCUAUUGCAAGUAAGCAGACAGGAAGAAGAGAUGAUGGCCAAGGAAGAAGAACUAAUAAAGGUUAAGGAGAAGCAGUUAGCUGCAGAAAAUAGACUGAGUGAGAUGGAGACAUUCCAGGCCCAGCUAAUGGCAGAGAAGAUGCAGCUGCAAGAACAGUUGCAAGCAGAAGCUGAACUCUGUGCUGAAGCUGAGGAGAUAAGAGCCCGCCUGACAGCCAAGAAGCAAGAACUGGAGGAAAUAUGUCAUGACUUGGAAGCAAGGGUGGAGGAAGAAGAGGAACGGUGUCAGCAUCUGCAGGCUGAAAAGAAGAAAAUGCAGCAGAACAUUCAGGAACUAGAGGAGCAGCUUGAAGAAGAGGAAAGUGCAAGGCAGAAGUUGCAGCUGGAAAAAGUGACCACAGAGGCCAAAUUGAAGAAAUUAGAAGAAGAUGUGAUAGUUCUGGAAGAUCAGAAUCUCAAAUUGGCCAAAGAAAAGAAACUUUUGGAAGACAGAAUGUCUGAAUUUACAACAAACCUAACAGAGGAAGAGGAGAAAUCAAAGAGCUUAGCCAAACUCAAGAACAAGCAUGAGGCCAUGAUCACAGACCUGGAAGAACGUCUUCGACGUGAAGAAAAGCAGAGGCAAGAAUUGGAAAAGACUCGUCGAAAGCUUGAAGGAGACUCCAGUGAUCUGCAUGACCAGAUUGCUGAGCUGCAGGCUCAGAUUGCAGAACUCAAAUUACAGCUGUCCAAGAAGGAAGAGGAGCUGCAGGCAGCCUUAGCUAGGGUGGAAGAAGAGGCCGCUCAGAAGAACAUGGCCCUGAAGAAGAUCAGGGAACUUGAGUCUCAGAUCACUGAGCUGCAGGAAGACCUGGAGUCAGAGAGAGCUUCCAGGAACAAAGCCGAAAAACAGAAACGAGACCUGGGAGAAGAGCUGGAAGCAUUGAAAACAGAGCUAGAAGACACUUUAGAUUCUACAGCUGCUCAGCAGGAGCUCAGGUCAAAGAGAGAACAAGAAGUAACGGUUUUGAAGAAGACCCUUGAGGAUGAGGCGAAGACACAUGAGGCUCAGAUCCAAGAGAUGAGGCAGAAACAUUCACAAGCCAUUGAAGAACUGGCAGAGCAGUUAGAGCAAACCAAACGGGUGAAAGCAAAUCUUGAAAAAGCAAAACAAGCUCUGGAAAGUGAAAGGGCUGAACUGUCCAAUGAAGUAAAGGUACUUCUGCAAGGCAAAGGGGAUGCAGAGCACAAGAGGAAAAAAGUAGAUGCUCAGCUCCAGGAACUGCAGGUGAAAUUUACAGAAGGUGAAAGAGUGAAGACAGAAUUGGCUGAGAGGGUGAACAAGUUGCAGGUUGAGCUGGACAAUGUCACAGGCCUUUUGAACCAAUCUGACAGCAAAUCAAUCAAAUUAGCAAAGGACUUCUCUGCUCUGGAGUCACAGCUUCAGGAUACUCAGGAGCUGCUGCAGGAGGAGACUCGCCUAAAGCUGAGCUUCAGCACCAAACUGAAGCAAACAGAGGAUGAAAAGAAUGCUUUGAAAGAGCAACUGGAAGAAGAAGAGGAGGCAAAGAGAAACCUAGAGAAGCAGAUCUCUGUUCUUCAGCAACAGGCAGUAGAAGCCAGGAAGAAGAUGGAUGAUGGUCUGGGCUGCCUUGAGAUAGCAGAAGAGGCCAAGAAGAAGCUGCAAAAGGACUUGGAGAGCUUAACCCAGCGUUAUGAGGAAAAGAUAGCUGCAUAUGACAAGCUGGAAAAAACAAAGACCCGCCUGCAGCAAGAGCUGGAUGACAUCGCUGUGGACCUGGAUCAUCAGCGCCAGACAGUUUCUAACCUAGAGAAGAAGCAGAAGAAGUUUGAUCAGCUCUUGGCAGAGGAGAAGAACAUCUCUGCCAAAUACGCGGAAGAGAGGGACCGUGCUGAAGCUGAAGCCCGUGAGAAGGAGACAAAGGCCCUUUCCCUGGCCAGAGCCCUUGAAGAAGCCAUAGAACAGAAAGCUGAGCUGGAACGAGUCAAUAAGCAGUUCCGCACAGAGAUGGAAGACCUGAUGAGUUCAAAGGAUGAUGUUGGAAAAAGCGUCCAUGAGCUGGAGAAGGCUAAGCGAGCCCUGGAGCAACAGGUGGAGGAGAUGAAGACACAGCUGGAAGAGCUGGAGGAUGAACUGCAGGCCACAGAGGAUGCCAAACUGCGGCUAGAAGUGAACCAACAGGCCAUGAAAGCACAGUUUGACCGAGACCUCCUGGGACGUGAUGAACAGAAUGAAGAAAAGAGGAAACAGCUGAUUAGACAAGUGCGGGAGAUGGAGGUGGAAUUGGAAGAUGAACGAAAACAACGUUCCAUUGCUGUGGCUGCCAGGAAGAAACUAGAGCUGGACCUGAAGGAUCUGGAAAGCCAUAUAGACACUGCUAACAAAAAUCGUGAUGAAGCCAUCAAGCAGCUCCGCAAACUGCAGGCACAAAUGAAGGAUUACAUGCGGGAACUGGAGGACACACGUACCUCCAGAGAAGAGAUUUUGGCUCAGGCCAAAGAAAAUGAGAAGAAGUUGAAGAGCAUGGAGGCAGAGAUGAUCCAAUUGCAGGAGGAACUUGCAGCUGCUGAGCGUGCCAAGCGCCAGGCCCAGCAAGAAAGGGAUGAACUGGCUGAUGAGAUUGCCAACAGCAGUGGUAAAGGAGCGCUGGCCAUGGAGGAGAAGAGACGCCUGGAGGCCCGGAUAGCACAAUUGGAGGAGGAGCUGGAGGAGGAACAGGGCAACACUGAGAUUAUCAAUGACAGGCUCAAGAAGGCAAAUCUUCAGAUUGAUCAGAUGAACGCCGACCUGAACGCUGAGCGCAGCAAUGCACAGAAGAAUGAGAAUGCUCGCCAGCAGAUGGAGCGCCAGAACAAGGAGCUUAAGCUUAAACUGCAGGAGAUGGAGAGUGCAGUGAAGUCCAAGUACAAGGCUACCAUCACGGCCUUGGAAGCGAAGAUAGUGCAGCUGGAAGAGCAGUUGGACAUGGAGACCAAGGAACGCCAGGCUGCCAGCAAGCAAGUGCGCCGUGCCGAGAAGAAGCUGAAAGAUAUAUUGCUGCAGGUGGAUGAUGAGAGGCGUAAUGCUGAGCAAUUCAAAGAUCAGGCGGACAAGGCGAACAUGCGCUUGAAGCAGCUGAAACGCCAGCUUGAGGAAGCAGAAGAAGAGGCCCAGAGAGCCAACGCAUCUCGCAGGAAGCUCCAACGCGAACUGGAUGAUGCCACUGAAACAGCUGAUGCAAUGAAUAGAGAGGUCAGCUCCCUCAAGAGCAAACUCAGGCGUGGGGACCUGCCCUUUGUCGUCACACGUCGGCUUGUCAGGAAGGGUACAGGAGAGUGCUCCGAUGAGGAGGUGGACGGCAAGGCAGAAGCUGGUGAUGCCAAAGCUACUGAAUAAGUCCUCUCAUUUUGCCCAGGUUACACAUGAUGGAAUGACCCAUCCACCCUCCCCUUUUCCAUUGGAAUCUCUGCAAACCCUCUCCUCUUAAAUUGGCUGGGGAUCUGCAGAGCAAGUCCAGCUCUGUGUAUCUGGAGCCAUCGGGCAUCUGUGUUCCUCGUUUCCUCCUCUUUCCAGUUUCCUAAUCCUCUUUGUAUUUAAUGCCAAAGAGUUGGGGCUCUAAAAUCUGAACGGCAGUUUGGCAUCUACAAAGUCAUGUAGGACUGUCUGUGCCACGUCUGCUGAAGAAUCCUUACACAAUUUGGAGGGAGUGGGGUUAGGGAAAGAUUAUUUUUGCUGUAAAUCUCCUUUUUGUCUUCAGAUGCUAGCUGCAGGGAAGCUCCUUCCUGUAUUCUUUCCCCUCCUUCUUUGUUUGCUUUCGGCAAUCAUGUUCAGUGACCUCAGACUUCUGCCUCUUUUAAUCUGCCCACCCACACGGUUUGGGAGCAGUUUCAGGAAAAACGGUGUGCUUUGGCCAUGGUAACUCACCCUUUCUUCUUUCACACGAUUCCAAGGAGGGGUGAAGAGGGAAGCCCCUCCUGGGACUACCUGGAGGACUUGCCAAAGUUGUCUUUUUUUUUUUUUUUUCUCCUUCCCUCCCAUCCUUUCUCCUCAUUUUUACUGUCUGGACAGAUCUCUGAAGUGCAAUGAUGUCCUGUUAGUGUCUCUGCCUCUGAGCGGUUUCAUCUAAGGUAGUGUGGACCAGUAGUUAAUGACAGGCUGGGAAAGCAGAACAAUAUCCUUGUCCUUGUCUGAGAAUCUCUAGGGACCAAAUAUAUUUAAUGGUAAUAGAAUCUAGGGGAAUUUAAUAGGGUAGUGGGCAGAGGGUGGGGAUGAGGGGAGGGAAAUCCUCUUUUAUUGACAUGUCCAAGCCUCUUGCACCUGCUCUAUAACCAGGGGUUGGGAUUAGUUAUUGUGCACCAUUGACUAAGAGUAUAUUAAAAACCCUUUAAUCUGCACAGAUAUAUGUAAGGCCUUUGUAUCUCUCGUAAUAAGUAAUUAAGAUUAAAAAAUAAAGGUCUUUAUCACUGCCUUUCUAUUGGGACCAUGGUUAUAUAGAGAUAGUCUUUACUUUUCUACACCGUACACUGGUUGCUGGAUUUACCUGUAUUCUUAACCAUAUUGUAUAUGCUGCAUUUAGACCUACUUAUGAGCAAAGUAAAAAUAAUUAAGUAUGAAGCGCCAUACUGUAUGCCUGAAGCGCUCUAAAUGCAGGAGCCUCAUGUCCCAAUUGCUGUCACAAGAAAAUUUUAAUUUUUUUUUUUAUAUAUAUAUAAUAAAAGUGCCUUAGCAUGUGCCUCAGCUGUGUGUCACCACUACAGUCAGUAAUGGAUUACUGGUGCUCCACUGAUGUUACCAAUAAAGAUUAUCCAUGUGCUGCAA
This is a messenger RNA of Phasianus colchicus (ring-necked pheasant), 9665 nucleotides long. The record is from RefSeq and is a predicted model, not a curated record. Lineage: Eukaryota; Metazoa; Chordata; Aves; Galliformes; Phasianidae.